UGAAAAAUUAAGGUAUGGUAAGGUCAAUAAUAAAAACAAUAGGGGGUCUGCGUGAAAAGUAUUGAAAAGUUUAAAAAAAUUCAGGGUCAUAUAUAUAAGCCUAGAUCUAUAUUAUAAUUAAUUAGUUAUUGACGUGAACUAGACUAUGUAAUGCAACAAAAUCCUAAUACAAAAUUCAAAAGAAAGUGAAAAGCAUCUACAUUGUACAAAAGACAGAAUACCUUUUCAUAAUGCCUUUUAUGAAAGGAGCAGCUCCUAUAAGGAGAACAUUGAAAUAUUUAGAGAAAGGAAGUUUGGUAUUCAAAGACAAUGUCAAAAUAGUCACAUUUAACUUUAAUAGAAAUCAGCCAUCUAGUGAAGGUGCCAAGCAGUUUGUAUUUUGGCAUUUUGCACAAAUGCAGUAUAAAAAUCCUGAUGUGCAAAUGUGUGUCUACAAUGAAUUGACGCCAUCACCAUUUUUACAAAUUUUCUUUAGUGGUGGAUCCAAGUUAGUUUUAGACAUUGACAGUCAAGAUAAAGAAGAAAUUUUUAACCAAGUUAAAAGGAUAUUUUGUAAAAACGAAGAAACUCUGCAAGCUGAAGCACUGGCCAAAGAGAAGAAAACCAACCCUGCCAACUUUGGUGCCAACUGUAGCCACCAGUGUAUCUGUGAGAUCCCUGGUCAAGUUCCCUGUCCUAAAUAUGUGCCGUUACCUAAAGAGUUGCGUGGCAAAUUUAAAUUCCAGCGCAAAGAUGUAGUUUAUGAAUGAAAGAAAGUUUGGAUUGCAUGAUUAACAUUUUGGCUUAUUUUUAUGUACUGUGUUAGGGUUGAAUGUGUUUUAGUUGAAUGACUCAUGUAGAAAUGUUACUUUAAUGUUAAUAAAAAUUUUAUAACCUA
Physella acuta is the source of this 877-nucleotide messenger RNA. Its product is annotated as small ribosomal subunit protein mS25. The record is from RefSeq and is a predicted model, not a curated record. Lineage: Eukaryota; Metazoa; Mollusca; Gastropoda; Physidae. Gene Ontology annotation, cellular component: mitochondrion. Gene Ontology annotation, molecular function: structural constituent of ribosome.